Pelagomonas calceolata is the source of this 1174-nucleotide messenger RNA. The record is from the annotation of a GenBank genome assembly. Lineage: Eukaryota; Pelagophyceae; Pelagomonadales; Pelagomonadaceae.
AAGCAAAGCGCCCAGGACAGCGGCGCGCGUCCCCAUCAGAGCUAAGAACGACCCGGGCAGCCCGCAUCACAACGCCACACAACGCCAUCCGCAGCAAAAAAACGAGCGGUUCGUGCUGCAGCGUAGCUCACCGGCUGUGGACAUCCCUAGUCCUUUAGCACAAGCAUAACCAUGGUCUCCUACGCCAAGUUCGAUAAAUUAGCAAGGGAGCUCGACGGCGAGUCCACGAACCCCACCGACGGCACCUGGACGAAAAGAAGGCAAGACGACUUCUACCUGGAUCCCGCCGUGCGGGACCGCGAGGCGAAGACGCUGGCGGCGUGUGCGCCUUUAGGGUCCGUGGUGGAGCUCGACGGUCUGGUCAAGCAGCCCUUCUACAACGGCAGGAAGGGUCUGGUCGUGUCCGGGCGGCUCUGCAAGGGCGAGCGUUUGGCGGUGGAGCUUACCGAAGACAAGUACGAUAACAGAGUGCUCCUGGUCAAGACAACGCAGGUCACGCAUUGUUUGUUGGAGAAGGCGCCGUCGCGCAUCGAAUUGUUGAAACCACGAGCAUGCGAAGUAGCUGGAAAUGUCUGGAUCGGCGACGCGUGUAGUGCGGACGUCGUCGCGGGCGGUUCGCACAUCCCCGAACAGCUAAAGUGGCCGCCCUUCGCCGCUUUAGUGUUGUGCGCGUCCGAGUUUGAUGGCUACGGGUCGAACCCGGCGGUGCCCGUCGAGCUAUGUGGAGACGAUCUGCAUCGGGCCAUGACGGUCGUUUCAUCCGCGGCCUCGCGCGGCAUUUUACGAGACUUGGCUGGUUCGUCGGACGCGGGGCCGGUCUUGGUCUGCGGCGUCGACCGGCGCGAUACGAGGCCGGUGGUCGCGGCCGUCGGCGCGCUCGUGCUGCGCGGGUGGACGUUGCAGGACGCCUGGGCGGCCAUCCUCAAGGCGCGGCCGGGCGCCAAAAUCGGUCCGAAGCGGUGGCGCGCGCUCGUCCAGGCCUUUGGGGACGAGGUCGAGGGCAUACAAGCCGCGGCGUGUGAAAUAUGCCCCGCGGCGUUCGCGGAGAAGCCGGCUGAACCGGCGAAGAGAGAAACGGAGCCGGGCGCGACGCCCCCGCCCGACGCGCCGGCCGAUCCGAGCCGGCCGUUGCGGAUCAACGUACCGCUUAAGAACUCACAAUAAUUACACGUGC